AUGGGUGUUGCGGAAGACGUAUUGGUGAACAUAAAAGGAUUGGUGUUUCCGAUUGACUUUUAUGUCCUUGAAAUGCCAUCAAGUGAAACCGAGAGAGCAUCAUCUAUUCUCCUUGAAAGACCAUUUUUGAGAACUUCUAGAUUCAAGCUAGAUGCCUACUCGGGGACCUACUCUUUUGAAAUAGAUGGAAGAGUUGUGAGUUUUAGCCUAGAAGAAGCAAUGAAGCAUCCACCGGAGAAUCACUCUCUAUUCCGGUGUGACCCAAUUGAUAACAUGGUUGCCGAAGUGCACCUUGCAAAGUUAAAUGAGAAGUACAUGGUUGAAGAAGCAAAUGGAAGCUCAAGCGAACUAAACACCACACACCAUACAAACCAUCCGGAAACUCAAACUUCAAAGAAGGACCAAAAGAUGGAAUUGAAGCCACUACCACCUCACUUAAGAAUAGACGGCCUCAUGAGAAAAUAUGGCAUCAUCCACAAAGUCGCCACGGCUUACCACCCUCAGACAAACGGCCAAGCCGAAGUCUCUAACCGGGAAAUCAAGCAUGUGUUGGAAAGAAUUGUAAAGCCGAAUAGGAAAGAUUGGAGCAUCAAACUCGCCGAUGCACUAUGGGCCUAUCGAACGGCUUACAAGACACCCAUUGGUAUGAGCCCCUUCCGGCUUGUAUAUGGUAAAGCAUGUCACUUACCGGUGGAGAUUAAACACAAAGCCUAUUGGGCCGUAAAGGAAUGCAAUAUGAACUUGAGUGGGGCCGGAAUAGAGAGAAAGCUUCAAUUGGCGGAAUUGGAAUGUUUGAGAUUAGAAGCCUACGACAACUCUAGGCUUUACAAGGAAAAGUUGAAAGCCAUCCAUGACAAGAACAUUAGGAGAAGAGAGUUCCAACCCGGUGACCUAGUUCUCCUCUACAAUUCAAGGUUGAGAUUACUACCCGAAAAGCUAAGAUCAAGGUGGGAUGGACCUUACCAAGUGGAGAAGGUGGAACCUUAUGGGGUCUACCACUUGCGCCACCCAACAAGCCCGGACAUCUUCAAGUUACAUGUUGCAGCUGUCAUGUGA
Arachis stenosperma is the source of this 1056-nucleotide messenger RNA. RefSeq lists its product as uncharacterized. Gene Ontology annotation, molecular function: nucleic acid binding. Gene Ontology annotation, biological process: DNA integration. The record is from RefSeq and is a predicted model, not a curated record. Lineage: Eukaryota; Viridiplantae; Streptophyta; Magnoliopsida; Fabales; Fabaceae. The coding region runs from base 1 to 1056 and encodes 351 amino acids. The transcript is spliced from 3 exons.